UGUAAUUACAGAAACUGCGGGGAGUCUAAUUAUUAGCUGUUGUAUAUGUUUACGAAUAUAAAUUGACCUUAGAAAAAUUAAGCGAAUUGUAAAACGACAGCUUGAAACGUCCGGAGGACAGCGGCGAACAGAAGACUAGGUUUACAGGCUUAAUGAAGGGGUGACGUGUUAUUUCGGGUCCUUAGUCCUUCCUGCUCGUCGAAAGCUGUGUGAGUUACUCUCAGACCCAAAAAUGUCGAAAGUAACGUUUAAAAUCACCCUGACAUCGGACCCCCGGCUACCCUACAAAGUAUUAAGUGUGCCUGAUAGCACACCAUUCACAGCCGUGUUGAAAUUUGCAGCAGAAGAGUUUAAAGUGCCUGCCGCUACAAGUGCCAUUAUUACAAAUGAUGGCAUCGGAAUCAAUCCAGCCCAGACAGCAGGAAAUGUGUUUCUAAAACACGGCUCCGAGCUCCGCAUCAUACCACGGGACCGUGUGGGUACAGGACGUCCCCCCGUGGCCCUCUGACUGCCCUGGCCUUACCCUUCACCUUGGCUACACAACCGGCCUGUGUAUUUAUUGUCCUGCCCCAAGACACCAAGCCUUGCCUCCCGUACCAGCCACAGUGGCAGGUACUAAUAUCCAUCUCCAGGACCUGGGGCCAUGACCCAUAACCUCCUGCGUUGAUUCAUGGUUUCUGGGCACUUGGCUUUCAAUAAAUUUCAGUUCACCCACUAAUUCCAACGACCACCAGUCAUUGAUGUAGUGGUUUUAACUCUGGCUAUGUCACAUUGUUUCUUCAGUUGUGAAAUGCUAUAUAUACAGCAUGCUGUGUAAUUUUUAUACUAUAUUCUUUAUGUGAAAUGUACUGUGUCAGCAUUUUUUAACUGGUUAUGAGUUACCUCAUGUCUAGAGUUUGUGCCAUUAGCCAGUUUAAAGGAAAAUUUGAAACUUGCUUUGCAGUUCUUGAACAAGUGAUCCUCUUAUCACUUUAGAACUGAAUGAAUAUGGCCUCUGUCUUGCAGGAAUAACAUAUCUUUGAAAUAAAAGCCUUUCAGGAAAAGAGGAAACAAAAAUACAUAGGACUUACACUGUACUUCACAGAGAUUUGGCUUCACGAAAAUCGCCCAAAGUUUCCAGUGUCUUGAAGCUUCAUCCCCUAUUUCUUUGAAGCUCAACCACAUAUUGCUUAGAAGAAAUAAAAUAUAUUGGCCUAAAAUGAAGGUGGGAGGUUUCUCAGAGCCGUGACGCAUCAGCUCCCGCUGUUUUUAGGAUGGAUCUGCUCGGAUGGCUGGUUACUGUAGAUCGGAGGUCUAGCCGAUGCGAAUGCCACUGUGAUGGACUGAAUGCGUCUACUGCAACAAUGUUUCCGGUGGUACCACUUAUGGACGUUUGAGCUGUAUGACCAGUAUAGUAUGGAGAGCAAAUAAAAUUCUAUUUCACUAAUUCAUUCCCUUACUAUUAAAUCCAAAGCACAUACACA
This is a messenger RNA of Electrophorus electricus (electric eel), 1463 nucleotides long. RefSeq names its product ubiquitin-fold modifier 1 (gene ufm1). The record is from RefSeq and is a predicted model, not a curated record. Gene Ontology annotation, biological process: protein K69-linked ufmylation. Gene Ontology annotation, cellular component: cytoplasm; nucleus. Lineage: Eukaryota; Metazoa; Chordata; Actinopteri; Gymnotiformes; Gymnotidae.